Dunckerocampus dactyliophorus (ringed pipefish) is the source of this 2623-nucleotide messenger RNA. It is a transcript of the gene smim7, whose product is annotated as small integral membrane protein 7. The coding region runs from base 52 to 279 and encodes 75 amino acids. NCBI's taxonomy places the organism in Eukaryota, Metazoa, Chordata, Actinopteri, Syngnathiformes, Syngnathidae. The record is from RefSeq and is a predicted model, not a curated record. The transcript has 5 exons.
CAUGCAUGUAGGCGAAUGCGGAAAUGAGGCGUUAACUGUAAUGUUGACACGAUGAUCGGAGAUCUGUUGUUAUUCGGAACCCUGUUGAUAAAUGCAGGAGCAGUGCUGAAUUUCAAGCUCAAAAGGAAAGAAUCCCAUGGAUUUGGAGAUGAUUCCAGAUCGCAAACAACAGGUGACAACAUACGGGAGUUUCUGCUCAGUCUGCGAUACUUCCGCAUCUUCAUCGCACUGUGGAACAUCUUCAUCAUGUUCUGCAUGAUUCUAUUGUUUGGAUCAUGAACUUCACUGACUACAAGUAUAACUGGGCUGCCACCUGACGAUGGAUUUUUCAACACGGCUGCUCGAUCCCCCCCCAUUUCUGUUAAAAGCUGUAACACUGCUCUGUUUAAUUUACAGCCCACUCACCUCAUUCUCCACACAAAUGUAUAGGUUGUUAUAUUUGUUUUGUCUUUCACAUAUAUGUUUGGACAUUUAAUCAUUUGGAUUUACGACUGUAGUUGAGCUGUUGUUUACGUAUUUUAAAGUACAGUUCAACAUUUGCUACCAUUAAUAUAAUCCAUCCAGGCAUUCUUUCCUGCUAACCCGUGGCUUUUCCCUCCAUCUUUGUUCAAAAACCUUAAAUUCAUAGUUUUCCAUUAGCAGUGAUUUGUUCCAAAGCAUGAUUUGAAAGCAUCAAUUGAUUCACACGUUUCUUCGAUUUUUUUUCCUAUUGUUGCCCAUUUACAGCCACUCAAUGUACAUGGUGUUUUCCACUUCUCUGCUCCUGCAAGCAAAUGUUCACGAGCAUGGAAACGUAUCGCAUUAAAAAUAGUUUCUUAGCCAGAAAAAAUGUCCUCAGUUUAAGUAAGGCUGUGCUGUGAUGGUGUCAUGAUUCCACAACGUGUGUAAAAGUAUUUAUUAAUACAGUAAUUAGAUAUGUCUGGAUUGGAGAUGUCAUUCAAACAAAUAUGUGCUUGGAGUUGUUACACCCCAGAAAUGAAAUGCUGUAGUUCAGGAGUGCCCAAACUUUCCACCAAGGGCGGCAUAUAUAAAAAUUUAAAUUAUACAUUUUGUGCAUUAAAGAUGCUAAAACCAAUCCAAUGUGGCUGUGGGCCACACUCUAGGCACCCCUGCUGUUUUAGAGCGCAACUGACAUGCUAUUUUAUACUUAAUUACAAGUGAAUGCACAGUUGUAGCAGAGCAAAAGCAUAUAUAAACUAAUGCAACUUGCGGCAUAUCAGCUAUCCUUGGAUACUGUGAUAACACAUCAUAUACGGUUAUCUUCACAGUAGAGUAUUGAUACAUCAGCAUCAAUAUUGUUGUAGUCAGCUUUCCCUUCUUCCCCUCACUUGAAGCGAAGAAACCAAGCCACAGGAAACGCACUGAAGACUCACUGGAAGGACUCUCACCAGUGAAGACGCCCAAAAGGUCUCUAAAUGGUAGAAGCCAAAAUCUGCUAUCAAACAAAGAGGUCGGCAGCAAUGCUGACAUUUUUGCAGCUUCACGUUCAUAUCAGACUAUAAACAAGGACAUUUCUAAACUAGAGAACAGUGGCAAGCUGCUUAAUGUUAAAACUACACGUCCUCAUCCAAGUGGCCCAGGGAUCAGCAAACCUCUCAGCGCGUCUUUAUUACAGCAACAAGAGCAAGCUGCCUCUAGGGGGCAGCACCAACCCAACAAACCCCUGAAGUGUUGGCACAGUCCUUUUUUGUUGGAAGGUGCAGUGCCAGUACAGAGUAUUUGCAGCCAAACAGUGAGACUUGUGUCUUCAGGUACGUCUGGGCUGAGGCCUUGCUCUCAGAUUUUAAAGGAGUGCGUUCAGGGUUCACAGUCUGCGGAUGUGAAAGAUAGCGGCGCUUGUACUGAUGCAGUGAUCAAGAGACACAGCUAUAGGUUUUGCAACAAUGUGGCGAAACUGGACAGACAGGAUGUAGAGGACGACGCUAAACGCGUACGGUUAAAAGACAGGAGACUGACAUGUGAUCCUGUAACAGGUCAAAUCCAACCUUUCUUCAGUAAAGAAUAAGUAAAGAAGGGCCUCGGUGGAAAGAACCGAGGCAGAAUCCACCACUUCCUCUCACUUUGUUGCAGCAGACUGAUUGGAAAGAGCUGUCGAGGAGUGAAAUCAUCCGGUCGUACCUCAGCCAGCAGAGUAGCAUUCUGACAUCAUCGGGUGCCCACACUCACACUGCACACUUUUCCACAACAGACCAACAAAGAAAAGAGGAUGAGAAAACAUGUUUGUAUCAGAGCCCCCGAGCUGAGCCCUACCUGGUGUGGGCAGAGAGAUCAGCAAUGAGGACCUGUGGAAGUUACACACAGAGCACUGGUCGGGGUUAACCCGUCGAUCGUGAUCGACCGGUCUGUCUUUGGGACUUGCACGGUCCAUCGCUGUUGUUCCCUCAUUUUGCAUUUAUAUUUAGUGCAGGCACUGUUCAGGGCGGACGUAAUGCUUUUUACACCAGGCACCUUACAGGGCAGCUAAGGGUCAUUCUUAGGACCAAUGGCACAUUCCACCCAUCCGGGCAGUUGCUGUUGAAAUGCAUGUAUAUGUUUAUGACUGUGUUGGUGAUAAAAGAUCCCAGACAAUGCAUCAGACAUGAUAUCAAUGCCAAAUCAGCCAGCUGGAUGAAAAUCUUAACUG